ACCAUUCAUUAUUUAAUUCGGAGGUGUCGAUUUAAAACGUUGAUUACCCAAUCGAUUCUGUUACAAUUUCCCAUAAACAUGAAUUACGAAAAUAAAAUAAUACUUGCGCCAAUGGUCAGAAUAGGAACAUUGCCAAUGAGACUUUUGGCUCUAAAAUACGGUGCUGACAUUGUUUAUACUGAAGAGCUUAUAGACUGGAAGUUUUUACGAUCUAAGAGAAGAUUUAACGACAUACUUAACACAGUAGAUUAUGUUGAUCAAACAGAUGGAACUAUUGUAUUCCGCACUUGUGAAGAAGAAAAGAAAAAAGUGGUUUUACAACUCGGGACGUGUGAUGAAGCCAGAGCUUUAAAGGUCGCCAAAUUAGUGGAACAUGAUGUGGCAGCAAUAGAUAUUAAUAUGGGAUGCCCAAAAGAAUUUUCUAUAAAAGGUGGCAUGGGUGUGGCACUAUUGUCAAAGCCAGAUAAGGCUUAUCAAAUUUUAAAAACACUAGUUGACAAUUUAUCUAUUCCUGUGACAUGUAAGAUAAGAAUACUGAAGACACCAGAAGCCACUUUAGAGUUGGUAAAUAAAUUGGUGAGUUCAGGAAUCAAGGCAAUAGCUGUGCAUGGUCGUACGAAAGAUGAGAGACCACAGCAUGCUGUCCAUACUGACAUUAUUCAUUAUGUUGCAGAUAACAUAUCAAUUCCAGUCAUAGCAAAUGGAGGAUCUAAAGAAAUUGAAAAGCAUAGUGAUAUAGCUAAAUUCAAAGAGAUGACUGGUUCAAGUAGUGUGAUGUUAGCUCGUGCCGCAGAAUGGAAUUGUUCAAUAUUCAGAAAAGAAGGAUUAUUACCGAUGGAUACUGUAAUAAAAGAUUAUCUUAAACUAGCCGUUGAUUAUGAUAAUUCACCUUCAAAUACAAAGUACUGCAUUCAAAACAUUUUAAGAGAUCUGCAAGAAACACCUAGAGGAAGACAGUUCUUGGAGAGUCAAACUUUAGAGCAAAUAUGCUCCAUUUGGGAUUUAGGAGGAUACUGUUUAGAAAAACAAUCACAGUUCCAAAAGAUGGGGAUUCAAGGAAGGUGGCAAGUCUGUCCUAAACAACUAGAACCUCCACAAAAAAAGGCAAAACAUUAUAAUGAAGAAGAUUUGUGUGAUGCAAUACAAAUGAAAGUAUCCUUUAUUCGAGCAAAUUUCAAUGACUUGAAUCUACCUAAAAGCAGACUUCAUGCUUGGGCUGGAAAGAAUGGGUACAGUUUGCCAAAGUAUAACACUCAACAUAUUGAGAAACUGUUUCGUACAAUAGUGACAUUUAAUGAGAAAAAGUAUACAUCAACAUUUUGGGAAAAAAAUAAAAAAUUUGCAGAGCAAGGUGCUGCUUUAGUAUGUUUGCAUCAUUUAGGGAUUGUUUCAGAAGAUGAAUUAAUUAAAACAGGAAGUAUAAUAAAGUAAUUUACUUAA
Messenger RNA from Bombyx mandarina (wild silkworm), 1440 nucleotides. It is a transcript of the gene Dus2, whose product is annotated as Dihydrouridine synthase 2. Gene Ontology annotation, biological process: tRNA dihydrouridine synthesis. The record is from RefSeq and is a predicted model, not a curated record. Gene Ontology annotation, cellular component: cytoplasm. NCBI's taxonomy places the organism in Eukaryota, Metazoa, Arthropoda, Insecta, Lepidoptera, Bombycidae. Gene Ontology annotation, molecular function: tRNA binding; tRNA dihydrouridine synthase activity.